Messenger RNA from Talaromyces stipitatus ATCC 10500, 1287 nucleotides. RefSeq lists its product as uncharacterized. The transcript is spliced from 2 exons. The record is from RefSeq and is a predicted model, not a curated record. Bases 1 to 1287 code for a protein of 428 amino acids. NCBI's taxonomy places the organism in Eukaryota, Fungi, Ascomycota, Eurotiomycetes, Eurotiales, Trichocomaceae.
AUGGAAAGUUCUCGCCACCAAUACAAAUUUAUAUGCAUACGCGAAAGAAUCAAAAAACCACAGUCUACACCACCGAUCUUGGGCAUAACUACACCGGAAGAACUCAAGGUUUUCAUUGGCGCUCAAAUUUAUAUGGGAAUUACUAAGGAACCAGAGCUAAAAGACUAUUGGGAUGAGGGCCUUGAGAAUGGCUCUGUUCAUGCAAAGCACCCAUUAUCUGCUUAUAUAACGCAGUAUCGAUAUGAGCAAUUAAAACGAUAUUUUCAUAUAUCCCCACCCCCCGAGAUAUCUGGAGGCUUUGCAUCAACUUACUACCGCUCAGAGCCUACCCUGGAGCAAGAAUUACAAAUGAGCGAGGAGCAAUUGAGCGGUAUUUGGUGGCAUAAAGUUCAUAUUGUGCUCGAUAUGCUACGAAGGACCUCAAAAGCUUUUGUUGAUCUAUUCAAAAUGCUUUGUGAUAUACAAGUUGGAGCUUGUGGCACUACUCGGCAUACUUCCUGCGGCAAAGAUUUCCCGAAUUUGCUCAAAAAACUUAAGGAUUUGAGCAAUUAUAUCCCAUAUCACAAAGUUUGUGCUAUCCCGGUUGAAGACGUCCUCUGCUUUGCAUGGCAGGAUAAUAAUAUUGUCCUUGGCCUCACUACAAUUCAUACUGUUAACAAGACAGAAGAUUACGUUGAGCGUGAGCGCCGAAGGCCUCAAAUAACUUCAACAAAUGGCGCCUUAGUACGCCGUGAAUUCGGGGAUCAGGCCGUUAAAAAUAUGCUCAUUCCACGCUUUAUUGACGAUUACAAUAAUUAUAUGGGGGCAGUGGAUAUAGCCAAUCAGCAUCGAGCUGCGUACGAGACUCACGUAAAGGCCUUUCGCUCAUGGUGGCCUUUAUGGAACUGGUGUUUAGAUGUCAGUAUUAUCAAUACCUGGAAACUGCAUUCCUUACGCUGUACAGAGCUGGGAAUAGCUUCAUUAUCUCAUGCCACUUUCCGGAGGCGGCUUUCCAAGCAGCUCUUAUCCUUUAGGCCUUUGAGUACGGUGUAUCAAGUGAGGCCGAUGAAGCGCAAGACGGAGGACCUACAACUGCCAGAACUACGAUUGAAUGAUUCCUUACCACAUAUUGCUGUACGAAGUCCCGUGAGCGUUCAAAAACGCUGCAUUUGGUGUCGAUAUAAGAAUCCUAAACGCCAAAAAGGGGGUGGGAUAGGGUUCACGUUAUUUAUAUGUAAGGCCUGCGACCUGCCACUUUGUCGGCCGGGAUCCGGGAAAACGUGUUUCCAGGACUUUCAUACGCGUUAA